UGGCGGAUAAUGUAUACAUUAGGUUCAUAAUUUUUUUUUGUUUCCAAAUAUACUUAAAGUACAAUUUUUUUCAUCCUCGUAUUACUGUUUUAUUAUACACAAACUUACCUUAAUUUUGUAUUUCUUUUUUUAAAAUAUAUUCUAUGAAGUAGAAAUACAUAAUAGGCUUCUAUUUAGACAAAUUUGGAUUAUAGUGGUGUAAUAAGUCUCGAAUUUUUUAUUUUAUUUUAUUUAACAGGAAUUAAUAUAGCCUAACACAUAAAAUAAUAGAAAAUGUUGGAUAAAAAUAAUAUAUAAUCAUAUAUUAUGAAACAGUAAAAUACUAGAGAGCCUACCAUAUAAUUAUCCGCCAGUAAUUCGUAUCCUCUAGAAUUAGCCGCGUGAAAGAAACCCUAAGCGGCUACUUCUAGCGGAUACUUUUUACUGGCGGAUAAUAGUACCAUGUCAUUUAUUACUGCUUUUUAUAUCACAAUAUAUAUAAAUUUUAUUUAUUAUCGUUCCAAUUAAUGGUUGUUGUAUUUUUUUCAAUUUUGAAGAGCUAAAGCUAAUUUAAUUGUGAUUGGACAAUUCAACCGGCAAGGGUGAAGCUUUAUAGGGUGGGAAUCUAUAGGCUUUGCAGCAAAUUAAGUCACGGGCGGCUAGAAUUGAGCGGGCACGGCUUUUGUGGGAUUUGUUUGAAAAAAUUGAAGCUUUGAUAAGAGAGAUAAAUUGGGUAGGGCCCAUUUACACAAUAUUUUAUGUUAAAUUAGGGUUAAGAAGUAGAGAAGCAGCCGCGCACUUGAGAGAAGGAAAAAAUCAGCCGCUGGAGGAAAAAAUCCAUUGUUUUGGUUCCUCUUCUUCAAAUCAGCCGCACUCCACUUGAGAGAAGGAAAAAAUCAGCCCAUUUACACAAUAUUUUACACAAUUCACGCCAUGGCUUCUUCUUCAAACCAAGUCCCUUAUUCGAGGCCCGAGCAAAUCAAUCGUGUGGCAGUUGAGAUCAGUACGUACAACAAUAUUAGUUACCUAUCGACAGUAGUCUCGAGACUAAACGAAAUUGGCGGUUUUGCACUGGAGAAUACGUUCAGGCAUGGGUGCUUUGGGAUGAUGUUGGAUUGGCAGCCGGGCCAGAAGUGCAAUGCUGCAUUGCACCAUAUUGUCUCUCGUCAUCUUAAGAUCACGAGAGACGAUGAGGAUGAUGAGAUCUGCUUCUACAUCAACGGGAGGAACGUUGAGUUUACUCCGAGAGAUUUCGCUCUCGUGACAGGAUUGUCCUUUGGGGAUGAUCCUUUUGACCCCGAGGCUGAGCACGAUCUGAGUCGGGCUCAUACAUUUAGACAAUUUUGCCGCUCUCAACCGGUGUCAGUGCGGGAGCUGGCGGAUAUAUAUUUCGACACCGUCAAUCCAGUGGUUGACACCGACGGCGGGUUGUACCUCCGUGUGGCCCACUUGUUGGUGCUACACGCAUUUGUAUUAGGAGUGGACGUGCGCCGACCCGUGCAGUCCUGGACUUGGAAGCUGGUGGAUGAUUUGCCGACCUUUUCCAGAUUUCCUUGGGGAUCGUGCGCGUAUAGAAGCUUGAACUACAGGUUGAAGCACAGCACAAUCAAAAAGGAUUGUAAAAAGUAUCACUUCUACGGUCCUUCUUGGGCCCUAUUCAUUUGGGGUCUUGAGAAAAUUCCCUAUUUGGGCCCAGCCAUAGCCAUAUGCAAUGCGGGGGUUUACCCUAGAUUUCGGAGGUGGACGUUCGUGAAGACCAAGUUGGAUGGGUUACAGAGUUAUUUUGAGUCUCCGGAGAACGGGAUAUGGGAGAUGGUCCCCGAUGAGUACGAGGCCAAGACAUCUUACUGGCUAUCGGUGGCAGGCGUCAAUGCCGGGAUAGGGGUUCGAGUACCAGAGCCGGCAGUCUUUGGUCAUAGGCAGCCUCGGCAGCGCUACACUGGUGGGGACCACAACGAGGAUGCUCCUGAGCAUCAACCUCGGCGUCGCAGUAUGAGACAGGAUACUGGCAAGCGCCCGAGGGGACAAAUAGUGGACACCUCAUCGAGCAGCAGCCAUCACGAUCAGAGCAUUGGGGGCGAUCACCCCUGUUGGUUCCAGCAGCCAGAUCAAUGCAGCUCCGGUGUUUUUGCGUGCAUGUAUGUGGAGCGUCUGAUAUCAGGCUCGCCGAGCCUUGCGUGGGGCAAUGGGCACGCCGCCGACUAUAGGCGCAAGAUAGGCAGUAGCAUCUACGAGUUUUGCAUCCCCGCAUCGAAAUAG
This is a messenger RNA of Salvia miltiorrhiza (redroot sage), 2238 nucleotides long. RefSeq lists its product as uncharacterized. The coding region runs from base 913 to 2238 and encodes 441 amino acids. The record is from RefSeq and is a predicted model, not a curated record. The transcript is spliced from 4 exons. NCBI's taxonomy places the organism in Eukaryota, Viridiplantae, Streptophyta, Magnoliopsida, Lamiales, Lamiaceae.